Messenger RNA from Mangifera indica (mango), 1430 nucleotides. Its product is annotated as probable E3 ubiquitin-protein ligase RHA4A. The record is from RefSeq and is a predicted model, not a curated record. Gene Ontology annotation, biological process: protein ubiquitination. The coding region runs from base 456 to 1130 and encodes 224 amino acids. NCBI's taxonomy places the organism in Eukaryota, Viridiplantae, Streptophyta, Magnoliopsida, Sapindales, Anacardiaceae. Gene Ontology annotation, molecular function: transferase activity. The transcript is spliced from 3 exons.
UUAGCUAACACUUCACCAAACAGAAACAUACAUCUAUACCAAACCCUGUCAUUUUUACUUCUGAUUUUAUUAAUAAGCAACUGAUUUCAGCAGUUCUAUCUCUUUGUUUUCAUAUAUGAAAUGCAUCAUAAUGGAGCUUGGUGUGUGGCUGUGAGGGUCCAUAGACUAGUGGGGAGUCUCCAGCUUGUCCCAUCAUCUAAGAAGGAAGAAUAUAUACCUUAUUGUGAAUUUGAUCUCAAAAGCUCACUGCAGACCAGACCUCUUUAUCAUUACAAAAUGUUUAUUUAUAUGUCCUGUUUCCAGGUUAACUAUAUACUAUUAUUUCUGUGUCUCCCACUGCAGCAAGUCUCCAUAAAUUUUCUCAACAAGGCCUUGGUGCCUCUGCUAUCUUGAAUUUUCAAAUCCUGGGGAGUAAAUCUGUCAGGUGUUUUGAAGCUUUAAGAAAAAUCUGAUUGAUGGGGAUGCCUCAAAGUCCAACUACUACUCCUCACCUGUAUCCUCAAGCCCUGCAACUUAAACUUUACCAGGCUUUCAUUUUCUCAAUUCCUAUACUCUUCUCCAUUAUUCUCUUCCUGUUGUUUUACUUGUUCUACCUCAAGAGAAGGGCCUCCAGUCUCUCCUCAACUCCAAUACUUCCAACAAGUUCUAAUCAGGCUUCUCCAUUUAUCCAUGCUCAUCCUCGUUUUCAGAUGGGUUGGGAUGAGGAGAUCAAAGGCAAGCUUCCAGUUAUUUUAUUUGAUGAAGAACUAAGGGAAAGGGAUUCACAGUGUUGUGUUUGUCUGGGUGAAUUUGAGAUCAAAGAGGAGUUGCUCCAAGUUCCAUUAUGCAAACACUUGUUUCAUAUUGAAUGCAUACAUCACUGGCUUCAUUCAAACACAACUUGUCCACUUUGCAGAUGCUCAGUCAUCCCUAUUAUCAAGCUUUCCAAUCCAGCUGCUACACCUGGUGUAUCAGAAUCACAACAGCAAGAAGAAGACGCUAACUCCAACGUCCGAUCAGAACAACUGCAGCAGCAGCAGCAGCAACUUGAUGGUGAUGGUGGUAGCUCAGAUAUUGCUAAUGUAUGUAGAGAGCAGCUAGUUAUACGAAUUGAAGGCUCAUCAAGUACUUUAAAUAGUACAAAUUCAUGAAUGUUGAAGCAAAAUUUUUCCCUGAACUUAAGUGGGAAUGAAAGAUGGACUAGGAUAUACAGAACUUUUGCACCAUAGAUCUAUGCUAUAUGCAUUAUAUUCUUUAAGCUCCAUCUAUUCGGAGGACAUUAAUGGAAUAGUGGAUAAGAAAAAUCUUACAAAUGGUCUGCAUGCCUUGAUAAUGUUAGAUAGGUCUUUGCAAUUGCCAAUUUUACAAGAGGUAAUGUAAUCUUCCUUCAUUUUUAUUUCUGUUUUUUUCCGGGAGAAUAAUGAGAUUUUUUCAUGGUGGAUUCAAUCGAA